GCCGCGUUGAUUCGACGAGCCCUCUCAAUGGCCUUCAACGCUCCAGGCCGCCCAUCUCAUCUUCUCGCCAGUCACACCCAUCUCUGCCCGUCGACAUGAGUCUCCGUCAAACCCAGCGGAGUUCAAGCCUAACCCUAAGUUUCUUUACAGGCCCUCUGCGUUUUCGUCUUUGCUCGAGGCAUGUGCCGCUAGUUGCUCCCUCUCGUCCUCAUUCCGGACUACCGUAUUUUGCCUUGCUCCGCCGACGUACUCAUGAUGAUCUUCGGCACGACCACGCAUUUCCGGAAGUGCCCACGAAGUGAUUCUGCAUCGGAUUGUAUUGGGUUUUUGAGAGAGACAUACAGAAUUUUGUCCGAGAUGCUAGUGCUCUGAUCUCCGUCAAAUCCCGUCUAGCCACACUGAACUGCAAAAUCGGCGGGAUUUCGGCGGAUGAAAAGAGAAGCGUUUCCGGGAAGACACGAAUUCUUCUUUGCUCACCAAUAAAACUGGUCGAUCGCUUUCGUGGAUAUCAGAAAGGCGUGUUGGAACACUGUCAAGGGAGUGAACCACAUUACGGGCGGACUUGUACGCAAAAUGUCUGGAUGGGAUGUUCUGUGCAACAGUGCUACAUUGCCAAGACGCGAGCCACAUACCGAAAGCCAGAGCGGCUUAUGCUUCAGCAUCCUCUCCGCUGAGCCAUGCCUUAUGCGUCGACUUUCUAUGAGGGUUGAAUACAUUGCGUGAGCUCAAACCCCGGCGAGUUUUAUGUCUACUAAAGAUCGCCGAGAGUUCUCUUGCCUCACUGAGUGCUCCUCUUGACCAUGGGAGCAACUUUGGGGUAGGAGGGAAGCUCUGAAGCGCCGGCGUGCGCAUCAAAAGUGACACCGACGGCCAGAGGUGGAUGGCGAACCCGAGGUGGGACAAACGGAGAGGAUCGACUAUCAAUUGCAUGUGUGAACGCAGGGGGAGGUCUGCGAAUGACAUUGACAAAGAGGGUGCGAUGAUUGCACUUAAGAUAUUUUGUGAUGCAUAGAUACUGUCAAGCUAUUCGUAUGUGUCUAACUUGUGAAGGUAUCUAACUCCCGCCCCCAAUCUCUGCCCUUCCGUGCCACAGGAAGGCAGAGGUGCGGAAGACCCUGCGCUUGAGUAACUCUCUCUGCGCCUUUCCCUUAUUAGCCAAUCUACCUUUACAGAUCCGGUCCUUGGUACCUACGGCCGUCUAACGAAUGCACGAAUGCGAGGUUCGUCGUGUUUAAUACGCACGUAUCUACGAAGACCCGACUAUGCUUUUAGUCAUCUCGUUCUGUGAUGUGUCAUUUCAAGCUCUCGGACAAAUGGUCCCGCCUGCGCUUCUUCUGUCCGUCUAAUGAUGCCUGCGGCAGUGCAUAAGAUCCUUCUGGUCCUACUUCUCUUUGGAUGAGUCGCGAAAGGAUCUCGUCUCGUUGAUUUUGCCAUAACUUGGGGUUGAAGAUGCAGACUCCUGCGGGAAGAUUGCAUAGAGGGACACGCUCACGCUCGCCCCAAGUGUGGUAUGAUCACUGUUGAUUGAGGUCUGGCGAUGUGUCCUCUUCCCAACAGAGUAGACCAUGGGAGCUUGUGAUAUUUGCUUAUGGUGGAGGACGGAUAGUCGAGUACAGUGACGUUGGUCGAGGGCAGACACAGAAAUGCUCAUCCUUUGCGGGACGAUGAAAAGGCUGUCGGCGAGUAGCUAGCGUGCGUGGUAAGCGUGAAAGAACGCGUGUAGAAAGGAUGGCUGGAUACGGGGCGUAUAGGCUAGGCAGAAGGUUGGACUGGCUAAAAGAUGGGGAGAGGUGGCGGAAAACGCGGAGCUCGGAGGCGGUCUUUGCAGAUAGCUGACGAGUGGAGCGGAAGUACGGCGGAGCACAGGGAGAGCGAGCAGGUGCAGGCCCGCUUCAGUGAAGCUGUCUCCGCACUCGGGGGAGAAACGCGUUCAUUGAUGCACAACCGUUUUUGGAAACUGGGGCAUCACGUGCAUGCAUGAGCUCUUCGAGGGCUUGUGUCAUCAAUUUUUGGAUUACUCCACCACGCUCCUUGCGACGCGUCUAAUCUCUUUAUGUACAUACUGCAAAGUGUGCAAAGUGAAAUGCCAAGCCAAUGGAGCAUGCAUAAUAUGGAUAUUUGAUGCCUGAUUCUCCUCCGGCACGAGUGAACCCCUCGAUGAUGCAACAUGACGUUGUCUACUUUGCCCCUUCAUAUUAUGCAGCCGUGCAAUCCUCCAUGUAUCGUCCAUACUAACACAUCCUUCCAGUUCCCUCAAUCCCUUGGCAUUCUUCGCCAUGCCAUCACGUCGUCGCCAUGAAGGUGAGAAGGCAUCCUCUAGUGAAGCUGACCAACCCCGUUCUCGGUUCUCCUUUGGUCUUUGGCUUCGCCUACAUGGCGCGGACCUUAUCACAAUGGCCCUGAUGGGUGCAGUUGGACUUGGCAUAUACGAAGCUCCUCCCGCGCCAAACAGGAGCUUUCCUGUCUAUAAUCUUGAUGGAGGACUAGCAUAUCCUGAGUUCGCAUAUCCGUUGCGAAAGGAAGUCGUCCCUAUAUGGCUUGCUGCCUUCAUAGCCUUCAUGGCCCCCUUUGUUUUCUUUGUCCUGUUCCAAAUUCGCAGGAGAAGUAUUGAGGACUUGCUGACGACAACUAUGGGUCUACUCAAAUCUCUUAUCACGGCUGCUGUAUUCCAGGUUUGGCUGAAGUGGCUCAUUGGCGGACUGCGUCCACAUUUCUACGCUGUAUGCCAGCCAAAUGUGCCUUCAGGGGCUUCCCAGCGUGGAAACGGUUUUCAAAAUAUUAUGUACGACCGGUCGGUCUGUACCGGCGACAAGGAUGUAAUAGACGAUUCUCUAGAGUCGUUCCCUUCUGGACAUUCCACUGCUGGAUUCGCCGGUCUCAUAUAUCUGGCGCUCUACUUCAAUGCGCAACUCAAGGUCAUGUCAGCACAUAACCCAGCGUACUGGAAAAUGAUAAUCUUCUUCGCUCCCAUCCUUGGUGCAACCCUGAUUGCUGGUGCUUUAACUAUUGAUGAAUUCCACAAUUGGUAUGAUGUGCUUGCAGGCGCCGUGAUCGGAACAGCAACUGCUUUUGUCGCAUUUCGCCAGACGUUCGCAUCCGUUUGGGAUUUCCGCUUCAAUCAUAUCCCCCUUCCGCGGACAUCCUCGCUGUUCCUUUGGCAUGGUCUGCAAAGUGCUCAUGGAUCGCCACCUCUCUCAGGAUUCGCAGCUAACGGGCCAUUCUUCACGUACCGCUGGCAGCCAGCAGGCGCAGUGUUACCUUCGUGGUCACUUCCAGUGGCUCGCGAAGGAGGCUGGGGUUCACUCGAAGAAGAGCAUGUUGGUGCGCCAUUUGAUGCGACUGCGAUGAGUUUGGGCGGUGUUGGGGGAGGUGCAGCUGGGGGAUAUGGACCUGGAACUGGUGGGGGAGCACUUGGAAGGGCAGAAGCGCAGACUGGCGGUCGUCGCUAUCGUCCUUGAUUUUUUGGGUUUAACGGACUCUUUGACUGGUUAUUUUGCAUGCAUAUCUUUCUUUCGAAAACAAUUCAUGUCCUUUUCUUGACAUCGUGCACAUUUCCUUGUCUCUAGCUUUUCAAUCACACACGCCAUAAUGUAAUGCAUCCCUUUCGAAAACGGCCAAAUGCUUGUGCAUUUGGAAUAUACUAUAACACUCCAUACACUCUAUACACAAUACGAUCUUCAUGCAGACUGCCGUUUCAGGACGCGUCGCGACGCGAACGUGACAACCGCUUCCCGCCGGUUCGGCGCCUUUCCUUUCUUUCCCUGCUUCUCCAACAUUUCAGACCCUCGGUGUACUAAAUUCAACUUGAAUCACCAUGUCUAACCAAACUUUCACGCCGACUGAUGCUGUCGAUAUGAACAAUGAACGCGACUGGGCACCGAGAAUUGGUAUGCAAGGAUUGGGACUCAACGCAAAUCGUAUUCACGAAACGUACUCUCCUCGAGUUCCUCAAAUACACUGGCACGACCGUCGAUACCAACUUUUCAAAUAUCUCAAAGCUUCCUCGAUAUGCGAAGUUCGGCAAAUUCUCUUCGGAUGCACCCGCGGAUACGGAAGCAAUCACCCAGCAGCUCGAAAAAACCGAAUUGACGUCAAAGGAAGAAGAUUCAGCAUAUAGGCCCUCCCGUCGAGUUAGAACAAGCCCAGGAGGGCCGAGUUCAGGGUUAUUUGAAGAGGAAUUCGCUGAUGAUGCUUUGUCGAAAGCCCCACCCCAAUCAAAGGCUCCCGCGCCGGAACCCGCCGUCGUUGCAAGUGCAGCUACAGAAAUCUCGGAUGAGCCCACCAAGCCAACUAGCGGAGUGCGCCCUAGCAGACGAGUACGCGAGAAUCCAGGUGGUAAAGACUCGCUCUCCGGUGGGAUAUGGGGAGAGCCCGAAAACGUGGAAUUCAAACCAAUGCGCAGGGUUCGUCAAGGUCCUGGAGGACAGGACUCCAUUGGUAAUAUAUUUGGCUGAACGUUGGAUGUGGGUAACAAUGAGAUGACUAUAAAGAACUGCCGAAAGGAACAUAUUGCUUACGAGAAGUUGUUAUUUAUGGCGGAACUGUGCCCAUACUUUCCAUUGUCGUGCUGCCUUUUGUGUUGUGAGGGAGUCUGAGACAUUACGUCUCGGCUAUGGCUUGUGCAAAAUACCAUGUACCAUACCUAGUACAAGUAUGCGUGCCGAUGAUGAGACAUGCAAAGCUGAAAUCUGAUUGAGAAAGAGUAACACACGGACUUUGUAGUGCUCUGCCUAAUUAGGUUUGGGGGCUGUGGACAGCUAUCACGCUCUCAGCAAUAUUAUUAUCCCUCUUUCGAUUCCGC
Messenger RNA from Fomitiporia mediterranea MF3/22, 4801 nucleotides. RefSeq names its product acid phosphatase/Vanadium-dependent haloperoxidase. The transcript is spliced from 14 exons. Gene Ontology annotation, molecular function: phosphatidate phosphatase activity. The record is from RefSeq and is a predicted model, not a curated record. Lineage: Eukaryota; Fungi; Basidiomycota; Agaricomycetes; Hymenochaetales; Hymenochaetaceae. The coding region runs from base 2277 to 3458 and encodes 393 amino acids. Gene Ontology annotation, biological process: phospholipid metabolic process.